This is a messenger RNA of Durio zibethinus, 2795 nucleotides long. RefSeq names its product protein STRUBBELIG-RECEPTOR FAMILY 3-like. NCBI's taxonomy places the organism in Eukaryota, Viridiplantae, Streptophyta, Magnoliopsida, Malvales, Malvaceae. Gene Ontology annotation, molecular function: protein kinase activity; ATP binding; protein binding. The record is from RefSeq and is a predicted model, not a curated record. Gene Ontology annotation, biological process: protein phosphorylation.
AGUCACUCCUCUUUUCUGUACUUUACUAGCUUGCUUUGACACUAAUUCUCUUUACCAAAAAUCUUCAUAGCUUAUCUUUUUCAUUAAUUAAAUAAGUUACCUUCAUUUAUUUUCUUUCCUUCAAAUUUUUGUUUACAUACAUUGCUGGUUCUUUUUUAUUGUUUGUUUGCUGGGAAAAGGGAAGAUGGAAAUGGUAUGUGUUGGGUUGUUAAAAGGUCUUUAUUAAGCAAGCAAAUGGGUUUUGCGAGUUGGGGGAUGGUAUGUGUUUGGUUGUUGUUGGUUUUGACUGUGCCGUUUUCUGCUGGAAUGACUGACCCUCGUGAUGUUUCAGCAAUAAAUAGCUUAUAUACUUCUCUGGGUUCCCCACCUCUCCUUGGGUGGAUCCCUGUUGGAGGAGAUCCAUGCGGGGAAGAAUGGCAGGGCGUUUCAUGUGUCUUCUCGAAUAUUACAGAACUACAACUAAAUGGCUUGAAUCUGGGAGGAGUUUUGGAUGAAGGCAUUGGAGGCUUCGAAUCAAUAUUAGUAAUGGAUCUAAGUCACAAUCAAAUUGGAGGGAGUAUACCAUCCAACUUGCCUCUCACCAUCAGAAAUUUUUAUCUUUCUGGUAAUCAGUUCAAUGGGAGCAUCCCUGCUAAUUUGUCUUCCUUAACACAACUAACAGAAUUGUAUUUGGAUGAUAACCAUUUAACUGAAGAAAUACCAGAUUCUUUUCAACAGCUUAAGGGUUUGAUCAAUUUGGAUCUAUCAGGAAAUAAUUUGAGUGGUCUGUUGCCUCCCUCAUUUGGGAACUUAUCAUCUCUUACCACAUUGCACCUGCAGAACAAUAAACUUUCUGGGAUCCUUGAUGUUCUACAGGAUCUUCCCCUUUUGGAUUUGAAUGUAGAGAACAACAUAUUCUCUGGUCCUACACCACCGAAGUUGCUGAAUAUUCCAAAUUUCAGGAAAGAUGGAAAUCCCUUCAAUACUACCAUUCUUCCUUCACCACCACUACCAGCAGCACUCCCUCCAUUUAUAGCCAGGGCCCCUUCUCCUGUAGAAGGAUCUAAGGAACCAGCUGGUGGACCUUUUAGCCCCAAAUUACCUCAGUGGGCAAAGGCAAGAAAAUUUUGGACAAAUAAGAGGGUUAUUUGGAUUGCUGCUGUAGGGCUUAUAGCACUCGUUGUUUUAGGAGGGUUGCUGCUUUUGGUGUGGAGAUGCUGUAAAGGGAACAAAAAUUCUGACAGGCAUGGUGUGAAUGCACAUAAGGGCCCUAGUGAGAAUCUCAGCCAAAUUAAUAAAUCAUCAUCUCAACCAACUUAUCAAACGGAGAAAGUUGCUAAAGAGGCAGUCACGAAGCCAGGGGAUGGAAAUGGACUAGAAAGUGGAGGAAUGGGAGUAAGUUUGAAGGUACAAGAACAAUUUCUUGAUGUAACUACAAUGCCUGCUAGUUUGAGGCCCAAGAAAAAUCAUGAGAUAAACAUGGGAGGCAUGGAUGUGAAGUCCAUGUCCUUGCAGCGACCACUACCUCCUCUAUUUCCCCAUGUGGAGGACAGUAUAAGCCCAAUCAUGCCAGCAGAAGUAAAUGGAGGUGGUCGCUCUUCUAGAGGUCAGGACUCAUGUUCUUUGAAUGUGAGCGCCUUCACCAUUGCAUCACUUCAGAAGUAUACAAGCAGUUUUGCUGAGGAAAAUUUUGUUGGAGAAGGCAUGCUUGGUAGUGUGUACAGGGCUGAGCUUCCAGAUGGAAAGUUACUUGCCAUCAAGAAACUGGAUACUGGAGCUUCCAGGUGGAAGAAUAAUGCUGAAUUUCUUGAACUAAUGUCUACUAUCUCUAAACUUAAGCAUCCUAACAUUGUGGAGCUUGUGGGUUACUGUAAUGAGCAUGGGCAACGGUUACUUGUGUACGAGUAUUGCAGAUACGGGACACUGUAUAAUGCAUUGCAUGUUGAUGAUGGGAUCCAUACGAAACUUUCAUGGAAUGCACGUGUCCAAGUGGCACUGGGAAUUGCAAGAGCUCUACAGUACCUGCAUGAUGUCUGUCAGCCACCCAUUGUGCACAAGAAUAUCAAGUCUGUUAAUAUUCUCCUUGAUGACAAGCUUGCAGUUCAUGUCUCAGAAUGCGGUUUGGCUCCUUUGUUGUCCUCUGGCUCUGCAAGUGAGUUUUACGGCAGCCUCUUUGUAUCCUACGGUUAUGCAGCCCCAGAAAUUGAGUUUGGAAGUUAUACUUGCCAGAGUGAUGUCUAUAGCCUUGGAGUUGUAAUGUUAGAACUUCUCACAGGGCGAGAAUCCUUCGACAGGUCACGACCUCUGGGAGAGCAAUUUCUUGUUAGAUGGGCAAUACCACAGCUUCAUGAUAGUGAUGCAUUAGCUAGGAUGGUUGAUAUCGCUCUAAAUGGAGCAUAUCCAGUGAAGUCAUUGUCACGCUUUGCUGAUAUAAUAUCUAGAUGUGUACAGUGGGAGCCAGGAUUCAGACCGCCAAAAUCUGAAAUCGUCCAGGAUCUUUUGCAUAUGAUUUAGAGGCGAAUCUUUAGCAAUUUGGUUAUAUAAUGAAUGUUUCAUAGAAGAGAUGUCAGCUUGAGAGAGUGAUUAACUACAAGAUUAAAAGUUCAAUCUGAUGAAUGAAACUCUCCAAGAAGGUACUUAUUGCUUGAAGCAGCAGCUUAUCCGAUGCAUUCUGUAAUAUUUAUCUGCAGUUUAUAGUGAAGGAUUAGUCGCGUUAGAAAUCUCAAAGGCGAUCUAACAGCAAAUUCUUUCAGGCCUCCCCCGUUUUGUUUUUGUUUUUGUUUUUUUUUUUUAUUCAAUGGGGAGGUGCUAAUGUU